Dentiscutata heterogama is the source of this 306-nucleotide messenger RNA. The record is from the annotation of a GenBank genome assembly. NCBI's taxonomy places the organism in Eukaryota, Fungi, Glomeromycota, Glomeromycetes, Diversisporales, Gigasporaceae.
AUGGUUUCUAAAUCAAAAAUUUCCGAACUUUCCUCGGCAUUUCGACCAAAUGCACCAGACGAUAAGACAUUUCAAGCAGUUUUUCGUGCUAAUAAUUACUAUUCGAAAAAAGAUUACGAAUCUGCUAUAGAAGAAUAUUCCAAAGCCUUAUUAAUAUUACAAUCUAAUCCGGAAUCAAAAAAAGCGUCAGAAUUUGCUGCUCUCGUGUUUUCUAAUAGGAGUGCAAGUUUUUUUCAACGUAAAAAAUGGAAGGACGCAGUAAAAGAUGCAGAACAAGUUAUUCGAAUCAGGCCUGAAUGGCCAAAG